This is a messenger RNA of Alexandromys fortis (reed vole), 7018 nucleotides long. RefSeq names its product F-box protein 32 (gene Fbxo32). Gene Ontology annotation, molecular function: protein binding. The coding region runs from base 221 to 1288 and encodes 355 amino acids. Gene Ontology annotation, biological process: protein ubiquitination. The transcript is spliced from 9 exons. Lineage: Eukaryota; Metazoa; Chordata; Mammalia; Rodentia; Cricetidae. Gene Ontology annotation, cellular component: cytoplasm; SCF ubiquitin ligase complex; nucleus. The record is from RefSeq and is a predicted model, not a curated record.
GCGAUAGGAGACACUUCCCAGCGCCUGCGCCCUCUGCGAGUCCAGGGACCCCCGCGCCCACCCCAGACCCACAGUCCUCCACACCAGUUCCCCACACUUGUCCCAGUCGCCGCCUGAGUUCACCCAGCAUCUUUCCAGCGCGGCGCAUCCCCGGGGCCAGCCAGGCCGGUCCCCGGCUAUCAAUCCAUCCUGCCCGUCGGUCGCGUCCGCACUCGGUGCCAUGCCGUUCCUUGGGCAGGACUGGCGGUCCCCGGGCCAGAGCUGGGUGAAGACAGCCGAUGGCUGGAAGCGCUUCCUGGAUGAGAAAAGCGGCAGCUUCGUGAGCGACCUCAGCAGUUACUGCAGCAAGGAUGUGUACAAUAAGGAGAAUCUUUUCAACAGCCUGAAUUAUGAUGUUGCAGCCAAGAAGAGAAAGAAGGACAUACUGAACAGCAAAACCAAAACUCAGUAUUUCCAUCAAGAAAAAUGGAUCUAUGUUCACAAAGGAAGUACUAAAGAGCGCCAUGGCUACUGCACUCUGGGGGAGGCUUUCAACCGACUGGACUUCUCAACCGCCAUCCUGGAUUCCAGAAGAUUCAACUAUGUAGUAAGGCUGUUGGAACUGAUAGCGAAGUCACAGCUCACAUCCCUGAGUGGUAUCGCCCAGAAGAACUUCAUGAACAUCUUGGAAAAAGUCGUGCUGAAAGUCCUUGAGGACCAGCAAAACAUAAGACUCAUAAGGGAACUUCUCCAGACCCUCUACACGUCCUUAUGCACACUGGUCCAGAGAGUUGGCAAGUCUGUGCUGGUGGGCAACAUUAACAUGUGGGUGUAUCGGAUGGAGACCAUUCUACACUGGCAGCAGCAGCUGAGCAGCAUCCAGAUCACCAGGCCUGCCUUCAAAGGCCUCACCUUCACGGAUCUGCCUGUGUGCUUGCAACUGAACAUCAUGCAGAGGCUGAGUGAUGGGCGGGACCUAGUCAGCCUGGGCCAGGCAGCCCCAGACCUUCUUGUGCUCAGUGAGGACCGGCUGCUGUGGAAGAGACUCUGCCAGUACCACUUCUCAGAACGACAGAUCCGCAAGCGAUUAAUCUUGUCGGACAAAGGACAGCUGGAUUGGAAGAAGAUGUAUUUUAAGCUGAUCCGAUGUUACCCAAGGAGAGAGCAGUAUGGGGACACCCUGCAGCUCUGCAGACACUGCCACAUCCUUUCCUGGAAGGGCACUGACCACCCGUGCACAGCCAACAACCCAGAGAGCUGCUCGGUCUCACUCUCCCCGCAGGACUUCAUCAACUUGUUCAAGUUCUGAAUCCCACCUCUUGACGGCACUUCACAAGCCAACCCACCCACUCCCCGCUGAUCGGAUGGCUGGGAAUUCGGAGACUUCCUUUGUAAAUAGUGUACAUUGUAAGCACUGGCUUGAAACUUGUGAGCGAAGUCACUGAGAAGACGUUGGAGGGAAGGGACGAAGCUGCCGAUGGGAACUUACAAAUGUGAACUGCACACUAGAACUGGUACGGAAAUGCGGAAAUACUGUAAAUAGACUUUUUCUUUUCCCCUAAGAAUUUGCCAGCGAGACUCUAAGGGCGAGAACUCUAUGUCUGCCGUGGAAAACGGAGUCCUCCUGAUGUUCAUGGAAACUUCCUAGUUCCCUAGGAGGGAAAAAAAGACGCAAAACUCAAAUACCAGACAGAACACUCUGUUUACAAUGUGAUGGUGUUGUUAAGACAAAAUGAGGAAGAAGGAGAAUGAAUGCUACAACUGAGGAAGCCUUGGGCUUUGGGUUUGGAUUUGGGAUUUGUUGAACAGGCGAAGAAGUCCACCCAUCGGACACCUCCGCAGGCAUAAGGCCUUAUCCUACGAAGAUGCCACACAAUGGUCUACCUCUGAAAGCGUAGCUUGCUCUCUGGCAGCGUGCACUAUCUAUCAGGCAAUGUCUGUGUUUCAUGUAAGUUCUUUCAUCUGUAAAGAGAUCUGAGAUGGGAAGGCUAUUAGAAACAACCCUCUUCUUGGUUCUGACUCCCCUUCCCCUCUUUGCUCCCAGUCUACACCUUCUUUCUUUCCGUGUUGUAGCUCAUGUACGGAACCAGAGGGCCAGCCUAAGAACAGCUCCAGCAGAAGUCACGAAGAACUAGAAUUGGGCACCUGUAGAUGGUGGCGUGGCGCUUCUGAUUUAACUCUACUCUCCUCUAGCUUAACUUCUGGGCUUGUCUGGUCUUCCAUGGGUGUCGUCAUGGAUUAGUGAAUGUCUGUGAACUUAGUGGAGUCUAAGAACUGAGGCUUGGGAGAGACAUUUUUCACACCAGCCAAUUAAGCAUUCUGAUAGCUGCUGCUUCCUCUUGGCGGGGUGUUGAGCUGAGGCUCUUUCUGUUCUUUAGGUUUAGCAUCGAACUUGAGUCAUCCUGAAUGGGGACUUUUCACAUGUGUGAUUUAAAAGAAAGCCUGGAGUUCCAGCUAGAUAGGGAGCUGAGUUCAUCUUAAGCUUGUUUCGGGACUGAGUUAAAACAAAGAGAGGCAAAAGACAAAGGAUCCCAGGGGGUCUUGCAAAGCAGAGAUAUGAACACUGUGGAAGAAAGCAAAUCUCAGGACUUCAGGAGUUAAUUCCUGGGGUGGGGGAAAUGUUAUUUUUUACUUUUUAUAGAUUGUUGCUUUUCUACAAUGUACAUAUAUUUGCAGUUGUAUUUGCUUUUUUUAAAAAAAAAAUCUCCAAAUAAAACCACCACUAUGCACGUCCUUGGUAAAUAAUCAGAAGUAGGAAUGUGUCCACAUAGAUGUUAAGUGAAGGAUUGUGUAACCUGAAGCAUUGAUGCUUGGGGUGAUCCUCGAAGGAAAGGAAAGGUGACCGAGCAUACAUAGAAACAAGGGACAGUCAACACCUCUGCCUUCAGUAAUAGAGUACGCUCAGGUCAGUGCCACGUGGGCAGAUGAAGUCUGCAGGGUUCCCUAGUUUGCAGUAUCUGUACUUACACCAAAAGUUCUCCAUAUUUCCUUCUUCCUUGAGGGGGAAAUUAAGUUGAAUUCAGAGGCCUGUAAUGAGGAAAGGGAACUGUAAAAGAACAAGAUUUGAUGUAUAAAGCUGAACUUUAGAGACUACAAACCUGUAACAGCUAGGAGUUUUCCUAUUUGGUUUUGUGGGUUUUUUAGUUUUUUGCUUUUUUUUUUUUUAACUCUUCUCCCCAGAAUUAUUUUUACAUUAAGAUUUACAUUAAGGGCUUAGACUAGGAAAGAAAAGAAAGGAAAGGAAAGGAAAGGAAAGGAAAGGAAAGGAAAGGAAAGGAAAGGAAAGGAAAGGAAAGGAAAGGAAAGGAAAAAAAGAAGGAAGGAAGGAAGACAUUUUUUCCAUAACUGUCAGACUCUACUAUACCUCACCUUCUGUAAGUGGGGUGGAGCUGGGUCUGCCAUUGCUAUGGAAAGCUCUGGAAACAGUGACUCUAAGUGACACUGUUAAGGUUAGGGGAUCAUGGCCUUUCACAUGUUCUUAUCAGCUUGUUACCACCGCUUUGUCAACUUGUUUAGAGAUGGAAAGUUGUUGGGACCUUGGGGUUUAUUUACAGUUCCAGCAACUUUGCCUGCUUUGAACUGCCAGCAGAAAACUGGCGAGCCAGUCUCGUGGAGUGCCAACAAUGCACAAGGCAUACAUCCUACAUGCCCCAGGCAACCAUCUGUCUCUGUGUAAAAUGACCCUGACCCCAAGCAGUGAGGUCCCAGCUUUUUGAAAUGUUGGCUAGGUGCCUGCAGAUCCUCCAUGAACCUUGGUGUCAUUGGAUAUGGUAUGCGACACAGCCCAAGAAUUGAUUUCAAAGGGAAAAGGAGCAUGUAUGGGUCACUUUCAUUGGUUAGUAGAAAAUAGGAAGGAUUGGCAGGUGGAGAGGGAGUGGGGGAGGAGUAGUAAUGGAUCAUCUUUGAUGUCGUGUAGCAGGAGGAGCAAUGGAGAGAAGAGCAGGCAAGAUAUCCAUAUUAGGGCAUGGCCAGAGCCUCACAUACAAGUGACGGGACUUAAAAAGUUUUGCUCCUAGAACAGGAAUAAGUCUAUAGAAUUCCUCCUGGCAAACCCACCCAGGACUCCCAGACCUAAGACACAAAAACCUGGCCCAAGCUGCUACAAAAGUGAGAGGGGCGUGGAUAUAGAAAUUGCUGGAAGAAUUUUUUUCCAACACAAAGAAGAAAUCUGUUUUCUCUCUCCUACUGUACCCUCCUGUCCCUCCUCUGCAUGUUGUAAAACAGAACUUGAGUAAUGCCCACUCUGAAGUCGUUCAGGCAGCAAGAGAGGGAAAAGGUUCUUUCCAAGUCAUAUGAGCAAACCCAGGGAGAUGGUGAAUCAAAACUUACUUAAGAACAAUCAGCUGAGAGUCUCUGAAGAGAGAGAACCAUUCCAUAUAGAGUUUAGGAAUGCUCCUUUUAAAGCAAGAGCCAGUAAAAAAAAAAAAAAAUCAGCCCAGUGAUACUGCCAACUAGCUCGGGUCAUUACUCAGCGCGGUUGAGUGGACAGGUGUGUCAGUCGAAUGGGGGAGAAAGGGUGGCAGAAAGGAUCCGAAGCCACAAGGUGGGAUCCCGAGCCCAUCAGCUGGGAGAACUUUCUGACUAGUAAUGACCAGUUUCAGGUGGAAGUGGUCUGGAUAAGAUACUUGCGCUGCAAAAGUUCUCAGCUGACGAUCCCAUCUCCUUGUGACCGUGAAGCCAGCUGGUGGGUGGCUCAUCCCUGUGGCCUCACAACGUGAGGAGGCUGCUCUUGACACAGAUGCCUUAUUUUUAUUGUUUACCGUGGAAGAGAAAAGGUUGGGAAUUUGGUUUGUCUAAGCAGUUGGUAUGAUUCACAGAGAGAGAAGGAGAGAGAAGUCGCCGCAGGAGACGUUUAGGGGUAUAUGGUUCUCGGCGUUGGAAACAAUGUUUAUUAUAAAACACGCACCUGGGUUUAUAUUUUUCUGCCUGGAUGUGGGGCAAUAACAUCUUGCUGUGCAAACACUCUAAAUUUUAUGUGUGAAUUUUUGACUGUAAUUUUAUGUGUGCAUUUUUUAACUAAACUCUAUCAUUUUCUAUGUUGACAUCUGUUGUUGUUUUUUUUUUAAUCUGUUUCCAACUAUCUGAGCCUGUGAACCAUCUCUUCUGACUGGAUGCUGGCUUGAAACCCGUUAGUGCUUAAACAGACUUAGAAACACCCCGAACCUCUGGGCAAACGCAGGGAUGUUACUCUUUGAUGUAUAAUGGGCCAUCUAUGGCUCAACAAACAAGGUAGUAAUUCUUCUAAAGUCCUAUGUUUUCUGUCAAUGUUUUCUUCUCUGCUUUGCUGAAACAGAAAAUAACAAAACCACCUUUGGUUUUCUAAAUGAAGGAGAUUCCCAUCCCAGAAUUUAGACCAAGGAGGGUUGUUAGAGAGGAUGCAAUCUGACGUUUCUGCCUUUCAAGAUGCGGAAGCCUUUCCAGAACUGGGGGACUGGGAGGAGGGUGGUCUUCCUCUGCAUCCCUUGGGAAGUCAACAGAGUUGAACAGAGACCUGAAGCUUCCUGAUGCCAGAGCUGUGAGUCCUAAGCACCUUGUGGGUAUCCGUAGAUUCAUGACACUCGGUAUGAUUCUUCCAAAGCCCCUCACUUUGGGAGGCCAUCCCACGAUGGGGGUCUGCCACCAAGUCUUCCAAACCUUCUAAGGCUGGUUCUUAUCAGAUAAGCUAAGACAUCCCUUUUGGUUUUCACACCCUCUCAUUCUGCUGCUACCACGGCAUUCCACUGAGCACAGCUGCUUAGUAGGAAGCAACUAGCAUGCCUGGUGUGUGGUGCAUACCUGUAAGCUGCAGAGGCGGGAUAACUGGACUUGUUUCAAAAACAGCCGGAAGCAGAUGGCAUGCUUUGACAAAUUCGUCCUUUCCCUUGGGUUUUUACAGCAUGCCCUUAUAGGAAUAAAUACAGGGUCCUGGGGAGUUGGCUGGUUGAUAAAGUGCCUGCUAUGGAAGCUUGGGGACCUGAGUUCCCCAUCAAAUGAAUUCCUUGUCAAAACCAAGAAUGAACUUUAGUGCAUGGGGAGUUGAUGGGCCAGCCAGUUUAAAGAAUCAAGUGAUACCCAGGCUCAGUGAGAGACCCUGCCUCAAAAAGAAAAGUGGACAGAGAUCCAGGAAGAUGCCCAAUAUCUGCCCUGACCUCUAAAUGCCUAUGCAAGUGCACACACAUACAGGCAUACUAGCAUGCAUGCAUGUAUACAUGUGCACACGCACACACACGUGCAUGCAUGCAUGUGCAAAUAUACACAAAAGAAUAGCUAAGUGUUGACCUUGCUCCUGCUGGUACCCCUGAAAUGGAAAGGUACAUUUAAGCCAUCCAUCCUCCUUCCUGUUCCUCUUACCGAUGAUCCCCACUAUAAGAUCCAGUGAGGUUCUAUCUGGUGGGAGUUCAUUCUGUUCGACCUUGUUUGCAUUUAGCAGAAUUUAACCCAUAAGGCAAGGGAUGGUGAUAGCCAUGAUUUUUGUCUGGUACGCCUUUUUCAAAGUGUCCUUGACUUCAGCUAGCAAAGCUUCUUGAGAAAGCUCUCUAAACUUAGUCCCUCUCCAAUUGGCUGGAAAUGGAUGGCUGGCUACAUCCGAACACCAAAUUUUUGGAUGCUCUGGAUGCUUCAGCAUUACUGAAUAUGACUCUGUCUGUGAGUAUAAUAGACACAUUUGUUAACUGUGCGCAAGGCUGUUUGACAGAUGGCUCCAAUCCCUGCUCCAUAUUUGGGGAGCCUUUGGUGUCGUCUUUUAUACUACCAAAUGCCAGUCACGCUGGCUAAAGAGUGUAUAUUAUAGUCCGUGUCUAAGCUUAGACGCUUUAAGUGUACUUUUUAAAGAAGAAUAUUAGAGUGGGUGGAAUGUUUUAACUAAAUGUAUAAGGUUAGACGGAUUACAUGCAAAACUGAUUGUUCAAUAUUAAAUAAUCUGAGUCCUGUAUAACUUAUUUGCACACCUUUCCUGCAUGAUGAACGGACUUUUUUUAAUAGUUGUUUGUACCAGACAGUGGCAUAUUUUUGUAAACAUUUUUUGACACUGAGUUUCAAUAAAUGUUUUUCCAACAAUGCA